AGUAAAAUGAGCCUGCCUGUGACUUUAACAACAGCGCAACCUGACAUGCGAAUAUAUAUCGCGCAGCAGUAUCUCGAAGUUAUUGAAGCAAUUUUAAUGAAAAAGAGCAGUGAAUAUCGAACAAAGAAGAAGAAGAAUUAUUGGAUAAACAGAGAGAAUCGAAACGAAACGACCCGUCAUUGGAGCACAAUCGGAUCGUAUCUGCCUAUCUCACAUGGUAGAAAGAGAAGUCUAGUCGGAUUCAAGCAUUGGAGUCCCACUGUAGUUUUUUAUAAACUUUAAUCGUCAAGUGUUGACGUAAGAAUUGUGAAAACUGUGUUUUUAGUAGACAAUUAAUCUAAUAUAUAUAAAAGAUUGUUGAUGAAGAGAAGCAGUGGGAACGAAUAAGUUCAGCUUUAAAGGACAAUGUUGGAAUAGCGGGGAUGAGAAUUAGAAAGAGGAAAAUGGUAUCUGGAAUUUGGAUAUCGGUUUUUAGAUAGUAUGCCUCUUUGGCUUCUCGCACUAGAUGAACCUGCAUCAGACCCAUGCGGUAGCAUCGUGAGACACCCUCCAUCGGGAUAAGUUGGACCGUAUGAGGGGAUGCUCGGACGUGGUAAGGCCUGUUCCAGAGCCGCAUCAGCAACGGCCUUGGCAGUUCCCACGAACGAACAACCCACUGUAGAAGGAGGUUUCGCACAGUCCUUGUACCAAAAUUCCAAUAGGUUCAAUCCUGAUACUGUCCUCCCAGGAGCCGGAAUCAAUGUUCAAGUAGAAUGGAUAGAACCAGAUUCCUUAGACGCCGAAGUGUCCGGAUUGGUAACCAGUUUGCCAACAUCGCAAAAUCCAAAAAGAUGUUAUCGAACAUCGACGAGUUCUGGAUAUUCCAGUCAUUCACCACCACUUUCAGCCACAUCCUAUUCCUGCUGCAAUUCUGCCACACCUCAACAAGGUGCGGUUGGGGUAACAGUUACCAACACCAUCAGAGAUCAAAGACCAGGGUUACCUGUCAUUCACGAGGGCGAAACCAUCCCACGUCCGAUCUGGCCCUGUAUUGGCAGCAAUCCAACAAAAAUCCACCAUGAGGGUUGUCUAGAGCAUAAUGCAGAUGGAAAAGGUAUCCCUUGCUGUUGUUAUGGUUACACUGAUCCUCAUCCUUAUGACGAAUGGGAGUGCGGGAAAACUUCUGGAACAAUGGCUCAAGAAGUGCUUCUGGAGUUAUCUCGAACGCUAAAUUCCGUUUUGGAGGGCGAUACCAGCAUGACACCUGAAGAAAUAUUACGAGACAUUUCUCGAACAAUUACUCAAGGCGUCGAUGUCAACAAGAAAACACUUUUUGAGGAUUAUAUUUAUCGCAAUUCAUCCACAUCAAGUGGAGGAAAAGAUUCCUUUUCCACAGAAAUGAAUCCAAUAAAUUCAAGGGUCUAUGGGAAAACUGAAACCUACCUUGGAUUGCAGAACCCUUCCUGGUCCAGAUCUCACUGCCAUCAUGCAAAAAAUUCUCCUAGUCAGGAUCUGCUCACUACUUCAUAUGGAAAACAGACAAAUCCUCGUUUUGAAGAUGACCAAAACAGGAAAGAAAGUUCCUCAGGAGUUCUUGUGGUCCCAGAAAAUGAAGGAUUUUUUUCGAGAAAUAUUCAUUGUUAUAAUACAAAAAAUUCAAAAAUUUGUUCCUGUAGACGCUCAGAUAAUUCAAAUAGAGUGUCUAAUUUUAAGCAAAAGGAUAAUGGAAAGGAGUCUGAUAGGAUUAAUAAUGAAAAGGAGCAGUGUAAUUUGAGGAAGGAAUAUCCAUCCGCAAAUCAUGAGUACGCAACGCAGCUAGAUUGUGGCGAAGAGGGCUCAUCAAGCGGCGAUAUUAGCAGAUCAUCAUCGAAAGACAGUUGGUGUCGCGAAGCUGGAAUUUUCGAAAAAAGUCUGAAUUUCACUUUGGAUGGAUCACGAGCUGAAAGAUUACGUCGAGCCAUAGAAGAGGCAAAACGAAGACGUCAGUGGUGUCGAGCAAUCACCACACUCUUCGGUCUCAUAUUUUUCGUUCUAAGCGUAGUAAUAGUAUCCUUGUCAGUCACAAAGGGUCGGAAAGUUUUCGGCAGUAUGUAACUUUAAUGAGUUUUCUAUAGUUAAUGUGCAGACAUGAACAAUCUUACACCAAUGAAAUAAUUUCAAUGAUGCUCGAUUACAAAACUUCAAAAAAGAUUAAGGUAUCUUGAAAAGAAGUAAAUUACUAUUAAUCAACCAAAUAUUUUCCAGAUUUAAAAGUUAUAAAAAUUUGUUGAAUUUUAUAUACGAGAUAUCGAAAUAACUGAUUGCAAAAAUGCAGUACACUUGAACCGUUAUUUGCAAAUCCAGCCAUCAAACUUAGAUUAAUUGUUAGUUAUAAAAAGUUACAAGACUUUGAGUUUUAUCAAAGUUUUAAACAUUUUUUAUAUUCUCUUUUAACAUCAUUAAAUUCAUGUUGCUGCUUAGAUCUUACAAAGCCCAGUGAUUAUGGUUCAAUCCUAAACUGAAGCUAUAUGAUUAAAACUAGAGCAAUAAUAACAAUAGUAAUUAAACGUUUAUUUGAAAAUUGAUUAUGCAGCAUUAUCAUUGAGUAGUCGCAUAUUAGUACUUCAUGCAUAAUUGUAGGUCCGGGUGCAACAUGGGGGACAAGCGCUUGAAAACGCUAAAAAGGAUCGCCCGAUCGCAUAGUGAUAUCCAAAUUGUAAAGUUGAAAAAUUUUGAUUUCUACAAAUACUUUUUUUUAGAACAUGGCAGUUUUUUCCUAUGAAUAUUUUUAAUAAUGAAAUUAAAAAAGG
Messenger RNA from Belonocnema kinseyi, 2768 nucleotides. RefSeq lists its product as uncharacterized. The transcript is spliced from 5 exons. The record is from RefSeq and is a predicted model, not a curated record. Lineage: Eukaryota; Metazoa; Arthropoda; Insecta; Hymenoptera; Cynipidae. Bases 580 to 2073 code for a protein of 497 amino acids.